Messenger RNA from Trichobilharzia szidati, 2241 nucleotides. The record is from the annotation of a GenBank genome assembly. NCBI's taxonomy places the organism in Eukaryota, Metazoa, Platyhelminthes, Trematoda, Strigeidida, Schistosomatidae.
AUGUUGGAGGAGUCAUGUGAAUCGUCUGAUGGUUUGGAUAAUAUUUUUUCAGAUGAACUUAACAAAAUUUCAACUCUCGAGGAGACGGGAGGGCUGCCUACGCUCUGCGGUAUUUGCGAGAAGCCCUUCUCAAACCCGGUUAUCUUGAGUUGUCUUCACAUAUAUGACCGUGAUUGUCUGCAGAAGUUUGAGCAAAGCGAUAAUGUCGUACCUUUUACUAAGUGUCCGAAGUGCGAAACAUUAUCUAGUAGUGUAAAGACACUCGAAGCCUAUGAUAUGACCAUUGUCCAAACACGUGAUGGCGACGACACACAACAGUUAAGUGGGAAAGGAGUCAAGUGCUCUGUGUGUACAGAUGGCAACGACGCUCUCUAUCGAUGUAUGCAUUGCGCAGGUACUUUGUGUGAACGGUGUCGUGAUAUUCACAAGGUUAUGAAGGUUUUCUCAAACCAUGAAAUAUUGGACUUAACUGAAGAGGAGAAGUUAAAUUCUGAUGUGUUGCAGCGCAACAUGCUGAACAAUAAACCAGUGAUGUGCACAAUUCACCCGGAGUGCAUAUUGACUUCGUUCUGUUUACAGUGCCAUAUCCCCUUAUGUGAGGCGUGUUUUGAUUAUGAACACAAAGGACAUAUAACAAUUCUGUUGGAGUUAGUGCCUACACACAUUGACUCUUUGUUGUCGGAUAUGAUUGACGUUUGUCGUCUAAAACAAAAAGACUUUCGUGAUUCAGUUGAUGUGAUGCAUAGCUUACUAUCAGAGCUAAGUGCAUCUCGAGAUACCAAUAAGACUGUUAUAAUGGAGACUUGUAAACAGUGGAUAGCAGCGAUUGAGAAGGUGAAGGAGAAUUGUAUUCUUAAAAAUAGAGAGAUCCAUGAUGAAAUAGAAAUGAAAGUAUGGUCGCAAAUUAAUAACAUGAACAAAACUAUUGAUCAUGUCGACUUUGCAUGUGAAUUCGUCAAAACGUAUCUUAGAAAGUGUUCCAACAUUGAAGUAUGCAAACUUUUUAAGAAUGUUCUUGCAUGUUUUGACAAGCUGUCGAAACAGCAAGCCAUCAGUGAUUUCUCAGCGAAAUUCCUAUUUACACCAGGUACUGCAAGUGUUUAUGAUGUUGUUCGUCAACAGUUCGGUUCUUUCGGAUUCACUAAUUCAUUGGAUUCAAGCGUGCAACAAAUCACAGAUACACUACUACAAGCAUUCCCGGCACCCAACUCUCACAUUUCAGCCUUAAGUGGCGUGGAAGAUGUCGCAAAUGAUCUUAAGCAAUUAACAAUCAAAUCUGACGGACGUAUCGACACAGACUCUAUUGUAUGUAUGGACCAAAUAUUGCCUGCACAGUUGACCCCAGGUAGUCCGGUACAUCCAGACAUCCGUGACAAUAAUGCAAAUCCAACUUGUGUUGCAAAUGGUAGUCUCAACAACUACAUUGUAAGAUCUAACAAUUCAAGUCGUCCUUCCAGCAAUUGGUGUGACUUGAGUGUAACACUACCUAACCUGGAACCCCCUGAGUUUCUGUCUAACGUAACACAAGUUGAUUCAGUUUUUGGCACGCCUUUUAUUACAAGUGAGAAUUUCAGACCUGGAAACAGUAUCAUGCCGCCACUGGAUGUUGACCCCAGUCUAAUGUUGAAGCAGAAGCUCCCAGGCAAUUACAGUGCAACGCUGUAUGAAUAUAGUCGUAUAAGAUCAGCCCGUUGUUCAGAAAUGAAUAUUCUAACAAAGUGGGGCGCCCUUGGUUGUGAAUUGGGGCGCUUGAAUUCUCCGCAUGGGUUUUGUUUGGGCUUCGAUGAAGAGAUAGUGGUUGCUGACACAUACAAUCAUCGCAUUCAGAUAUUUUCGAAGCAGGGCAAAUUCGUAUCGUUUUUUGGUGUAUCAGGAAGGGUGGAUGGUUUAAUGUGGUAUCCACGCAAAGUGGCAAUAAUAAGACAAAGUCAAAGAUAUGUUGUCUGUGAUAGGGGUAAUGAACGUUCCCGUAUGCAGCUGUUCAGUCGAAGUGGACAUUUCGUACGACGUAUUCCAAUUCGUUACAUAGAUAUUGUUGCAGGAUUAGCGAUUAACCAACAUGGUCAUAUUGUUGCUAUUGAUAGUGUUUCACCGUCGGUUUUUGUUGUAUCAGAAGAGGGAGAUCUCGUCCGUUGGUUUGACUGUAGCAAUCACAUGAGAGAACCAUCUGAUGUUGCAAUACAUGGUCAGGAGUAUUACAUUUGUGAUUUUAAGAGGAUGGAACUUUUAUCCGUCGUAUAG